Messenger RNA from Rubroshorea leprosula, 3589 nucleotides. The record is from the annotation of a GenBank genome assembly. Lineage: Eukaryota; Viridiplantae; Streptophyta; Magnoliopsida; Malvales; Dipterocarpaceae.
AAGCCCUUUUGAUUGAACCAUUUGUGACCUCUAAAAAGAAAUAUGGAUUCUCAUACAUCCAAGACACAACCUUCUACACACAAGGCUUUGUUGGAGUUUUCUGCCCGUACUCAAAGACUCAAUGAAGAAACCAUCUCUUAUCUGCACCAAUUGACUAAGGACAAUGAACACCUUCGCAAAGCCAAUGAGCAAUUGGGAGAGCAACUACAAGACAUGACCAUCAAUCGUAAUCUUUACAAGAUUGCCAUGGAGGACAUGUGUUAUCAACUCCAAGCUAAGAAGCAAAAGAACCAAGCUCUUGUUGAAGAAAACACGGGCUUGCGUGAAGUUGUCAUUGACAUAACCGCCUUGGAAAAUGUUGCUACUAAUCUAGAAAAAUCAGCCGUCGAUGAAAGGAUUGAUAAGUUGGAAGCUACAAUGCAAACUAUGGCUGCUACUCUUCAGACCAUCAGUCUCACUUUGUCCACUUUGAUUACUGGUUCGGUUCCUUCACCUGUAUCCUUAAUACCCACAAUACCAAUUCCACCUGUCCCACCAUCACACCAGACAAAUUUCAAGUUCAAGCAGCCGGAUUUUGACAAGUAUGAUGGCUCAGGUUGUCUUUAUGCCCACCUGCAAAUGUCAAGACAGUUCACCAAGCUUCCAAUCCCUUAUAGUGAGGUGCUGAAACAAUUAGUGGCAGUGGUUUUGAUGCAGACAGUGCAAGUGAACCCUGUGCAACCACAUUAUCCUUACGAGUAUGAUCUACAAGCUAAAUGUGAAUAUCAUAAUAAUCCUUUACCUCCACAUGGUGCACCCAUCAUGAAUAUGAUUGCCCUUGAUGAAGUUGAUAGACCCGUUUUGGAGAAUGUCGGUUCAUGGUCUCUUGAUGAAUUAUUUGUCAUUUUGAUAGAGUAUGAUCUUAUUCAGUCAAUUGCAUCAAUAAGCUCGAAUGUUCCACCAAUGACGAUUGAUGAUGCUUUGUGGUUCGUGCUUUUGAUGGAACAAAGAGGAAUGUGGUUGGAAAGAUUGAAGCUUCCAUUAGAAAUUGGCCCUAUGACUUUUGAUGUGGAUUUCUUGGUUAUGGACAUUUCUCCCUCUUUUAAUAUGCUUCUUAGGAGGUCUUGGAUACAUGUUGCCAAAGUAGUACCACCCACCUUGUAUCAAAAAGUCAAAUACAUUGUCAAUGGUGUUCUUGUCAUGGUGAAUGGCAAGGAGGAACACGUCAUCCGAAAGGCUACAACCAUUCCUUACUUGGGAAUUGAUCUUAGAACUUAUAAAUCCUCUUAUCACUUAAUAGAGUGUGCUGCUGCUUCUUAUAUACAUCCAAAGUUUAGAGGAAAACGAGCUAAAAUGGCUAAACCUGCCAGGGUUGCUGCUGAGAUCAUGCUUUCAUGUCAUUACCAGUUGGGAGAGGGUUUGGGAUUUAAUGGACAAAGAAUUCUUGAGCCUAUUGAAGGGAAAGAUACGAGGGAUGAGCCAAUGUGGGUGCUGCACAUCAGAGUCAUGUUUCCACAACCUAUUGACAUUUUGUGCCCUUCUCUUGAUGGAUAUGUGGUGAAGCAUAUGGAUGUUUUAUUUGUAGAUCCAGAAGGUACUAUUUUCACUGAUAGAUUGUUUGAAAUUGGGGAAUGUUCGAAACAAGCAAAGUGUGAGGAAGUAGUUGUGGAAGAUAUUACUGAUGAAGUCUGUUCUGAUGAUGAGGAAGACAGUUUUCGUUUCAACAACCUCUUUGACCCAGCCAACAUGACAGAUCCUAAUGAGAGGUGGAGAAGGAUGCUUGUUGAAAGGGCAUUUAUGGAGAAGCACCCCAACUUCCAUCUUAUUCAUCAUGUGAAAGCUCCAAUGGGAUCACAUGAGUCUGUACCUCUUGAAACAGUGAAAGAAGAAUCACUAUGUGACUUGUGGGGAAAUUUGACUAUAAAUGCUCUAGAUGAGGAAGAACUUGAAUUUGAUAGGGGAAUUUCUCUGGUUAAUGGAAGCUCUCAGGCUAAUUGGACAACAAAACUUCUCCCUGCAGCUUUCAUCUCUGAAAAACCAAAGCUGCAGCCAAACCAAGAGAUAGAAACCAUUAAUCUGGGACAUGCUACUGAAUUUCAAGAUGUUUUUGCUUGGUCCUAUAAGGACAUGCUGAGACUUGAUCCUGAUAUUGCUGUUCAUGCCAUUCCACUCUAUUAUAAGGCCAAGCCAGUCAAGCAAAAGCUAAGGAGGAUGAAGCCAGAGGUUCUAUUAAAGGUCAAAGAAGAAGUGCAAAAGUUGCUAGAUGUCAAUUUCAUUGAAGUAGCUAUGUAUUCGGGAUGGGUGGCCAAUAUUGUUCUUGCCAUCAAAGGACAAGCCAUUGCAGAUCAUUUAGUCGAGCAUGCGGCGGAGGAUUAUGAGCCUAUUGAUUGGGAUUUUCCUGAUGAGGACAUUUUGGCAGUGGAGGCAGAAUCUGAUUCAGAUAAUUGGAAGCUCUUCUUUGAUGGAGCUGUUAAGCAGUUUGUUUGUGGCCUUAGAGCUGUGUUGGGAUCCCCAAAGGGUGAUCAUUUUCCUAUUGCUAUAAAGCUUGAUUUUGCUUGUACCAACAACAUAGCUGAAUAUGAAGCUUGUAUUACAGGAAUACAUGCUGCUCUGGACAUGAAUGUCCAGAUUUGGAGAUAUAUGCGCUCUGCUGAUAUGACCUUGUUGAGAUGUGUUGAUGAAAUAGAAGCAAAACAAAUCAUGAUUGAGGUUCAUGAAGGGAUAUGUGGAACACAUGCAAAUGGAAGAGUGCUUGCCAGAAAAAUUCUCCGAGCUGGGUAUUAUUGGUUGACUAUGGAACAGGAUAGUAUCAACUAUGCACGAGCUUGUCACAAAUAUCAGAUUUAUGCUGAUCAUAUUAAUGCUCCACCUUCAUUACUGCAUAAUAUGUCUAGUCCUUGGUCAUUCUCCAUGUGGGGCAUCGAUGUGAUUGGGGCAAUUAAUCCUAAAGCUUCCAAUGGUCAUCAAUUUAUCUUGGUUGCUAUUGAUUAUUUUACCAAAUGGGUAGAAGCAACGUCUUAUGCUAGUGUUACAAAAAAGGUGGUCACUCGCUUCAUCAAGAGAGUGAUCAUCUGCAAAUAUGGGCAACCAAAGGCCAUCAUUACUGGUAAUGCAAGUAAUUUGAGCAAGAACAUGAUGACUGCGUUAUGCAAGCAAUUCAAGAUCAAGCAUUUGAACUCUUCUACAUAUCGACCAAAGAUGAAUGGUGUGGUGGAAGCUACCAACAAGAAUAUCAAGAAGAUUUUAGCCAAAAUGACAGUUACUCAUAAAGAUUGGCAUGAAAUGUUGCCAUAUGCUCUCUAUGCUUAUAGAACCUUUGUUCACACUUCAACUAGGGCAACCCUUUUUUCCUUAGUAUAUGGAAUGAAGGCAGUACUACCAAUUGAGUUAGAAAUUCCUUCAAUGAGAAUUUUAUCCAAGUCAGGGAUUGAGGAAGAAGACUUGAUUCAGAAAAGGAUAGAUUAUCUCAACUUGCUUGAUGAGAAAAGAUUAGCAGCUCUUUGUCAUGGUCAAUGCUAUCAGCAAUAAAUGGCAGCAGCUUACAACAAGAAAGUCAAGGCUAGAGUAUUUCAUCAAGGAGAUCUCGUCUUAAGAAAGAUCUUGCCAAAUG